UCUGUAUGAAAUAUUCUUCGCUCCUUGCCUCCCACAUCGUAGAAAGAAAGAUGCCUCAACCAUAUCAUAUGUUUUGCCUUCAUAGAUAUCCUAUUUUUAUUGAUUUAUCACUUAAAUGAAGCUUGUAAAGCACAUAAAGCACAAAAGCUAGUUAGAUAAGGGCUAUACAUUCCUCCUGGUUUAUUGUUUUAGCAUUCUAUGCUAGGUCCGGAUAUCCACCAAGCCCGAAGGUCAAGGUGCUAGAGGUUUGGCAUGGCACCAUGCUAAUUGUUUCAUGGAAUUGUCUCCAACUACUCAAGUGGAGAAAUUGUCAGGAUGGGAUAGCCUUUCAGCUUCUGAUCAGUUGGCUGUUCGUGCCCUGGUUAAGAAGGUUCCCUCUUCCAGUAAAGGCACAAAAGUUGAACUACAAGAGGAGGACAAAGAGUCCUUACAGCAAUCAACAUUGAAAGGUGGUGCUAAACGUAAAAGAGCUGUGAGCGGUGAUCAAAAGUCAAAACUUUCUAGAAGUGAAGAGAAUUCCAACUUGCUGGGGAAUGAACACCCCAAAUCAUCUGAUUUGGAGAGUCUGCUGGAGGCUCAGACUAAAGAACUAUGGGCUCUAAAAGACGAUCUUAAAAAGAAAGUGACAACAGCAGAGUUGCGAGAGAUGCUUGAAGCCAACAGCCAAGACUCAACAGGAUCAGAACUUGACUUGAGAGACCGAUGGUAAGGUCUCCCAGAUGCA
Molecule: messenger RNA, 724 nt
Organism: Camellia sinensis
Lineage: Eukaryota; Viridiplantae; Streptophyta; Magnoliopsida; Ericales; Theaceae
Source: RefSeq, a predicted model, not a curated record